Messenger RNA from Moneuplotes crassus, 745 nucleotides. The record is from the annotation of a GenBank genome assembly. Lineage: Eukaryota; Ciliophora; Spirotrichea; Euplotida; Euplotidae.
UAUAAUAUGUCAGAGAACACUAAGUUUAUGAAUAGGUCAAGGAGCGUUACUUCUAUGGAGGAGGCAGCCAUUCACUUCCAGAAGUUGAUGGAUAAGUUGAAGAUGCAGAAGAUGGAGACUAUUGAGGAGAAGUAAGAGGAAGGAUUAUAAGAGAACAUCGGAGAAUAGGAGGAGUGCAAGUCCUACGAGAAGUAUCUCUCCAGGAGGUCAUUCGCCUUGGAAGAGGUCGAAGAUUAUAUCAGAGGAGUUUGAUAAGGUUGAGUAUAAGAAUAUGGGUAAAAUUAGUGGUGAUGUAGCAAGAAAAGCCUUUAUGUUAGAGAGAAGUUAUAAGGACCCUGUAGAAAAGCACCCAAAGAAGCUGGCCAAUAGGUAUUCUAUAGAUUUUGGCAAUACCACUGGGAAGCAGCUUUCUAAGUAUGGUAGAAUGGCAUUUCAAAAGCGAAAGAACGAAAUGGAAAAAUUUGACAAGAAAACUAAAGACGAUCAAGAAUUCUACGAGAAAAAUAAAAGAUUAAUUCUUAAUGAUCAAUUUAAUACAGCAAACAGGUGGAAUCAGAAUGUAAACUCUAGAGAGAUGCUUAUAUCCACUUACAAGUUGGAUAAAAAGCAGUUAUACACACCUGCUGAUGCAAUGGAGACUCUUAAGCACUCUAUUACCGAGAGAAGCCUGCACAAAGAUAACAAAUUUAGGAACACAAAGUUCCAAGGAGAGUACUUUAAGGUAGAAAGAACCCAUCUUCAAUAA